Molecule: messenger RNA, 5639 nt
Organism: Drosophila willistoni
Lineage: Eukaryota; Metazoa; Arthropoda; Insecta; Diptera; Drosophilidae
Gene: plx
Product: TBC1 domain family member 4
Exons: 10
Coding region: 276-5111 (1611 amino acids)
Source: RefSeq, a predicted model, not a curated record
UUUCGGUUACGGAGAAAGUAUUUUCCAUUUGUCGCCAUUGCAAAUCUCACGCGAGAUGUCAGUGUGUGCGUUUCAAUGUGUGUGAGGGCAGUAAUAUAAAACAUUGAAUAACUGUAAAAACCGAUUAAAAAGCAAUUAACAAGCAGCAGAAAAAAAAAAAAACCGGAACUAUUUUCAAUGUGCAAUAACUGAAUUUGUAACAAUUGUCAAACAUCGUUUGAACAAAAUAUCUAUUAAAAAAAAAAAAUACAAAAGAAAAAACAAAUCAAGGCAAAAUGAAAACGCGUUUGGUUUCGCUAACAUAUCGCGGCAGUGCGUCUGUCGAUCCUCGUUACUCGGCAUCUAUGUUACCAUGGACCAUCAAUGACAUACGUUCAACGGAGAGCUACACAAAGCUAUCGGUUGGCAUUGAGCAUGGCAAAUUGGAAUCGUAUAAUUCGGACUUUGAGCUGCAAUUUAGCCAUCCACUGAAGCAUAUCGUUGGCAUGUGCCGCAUUAUCCACAAGCCGCAAGCCAAGAGCAUUGGCAAUGGCUUUCUUCAGUUAAAAUCAAAUGCUGGUCAGGCAACAGGCAAUUCAGCCUCAUCAUCUUCAUCCUCCACUCUGGCAACAGGCAGUGGCGGCAGCAGCAGCAGCAGCAGCACUUUAACCGCAAACGGACUGCGUCACACACUAACCACAUCCACAUCGUAUGGCUCACUUUCGUCCAGUGCUGCGGCUGCUUAUCAACAGCAGCAGGCUGCAGCAGCUGCAGCGGCAGCAGCAGCCGCAAAUCCUGAUGGCAAUAGCACUGCGGAACAGCCACAGAACUUUAUGGAAUUUCAAGGACCCAUCACCGGAUUGGUUUAUUUGUUGAAAGAUCCAAAGGAUCCAUUGCUACACAUCUAUCUUUUUGAGUGUGAGACCAUUGAGGAGAUGGCCGAGCUAAUGCAUCAGAUGCGUGAUCCUGCGCAUACGCUCGGCGGUUCUGUGGGUAGCAUACCGCAGACCCUAAUUGGUGGCGCCGGUGGUGGAGGAGGAGCUGGUGGUGGUGGCCAUAACGCCUCCAAUGGCGGCCUCAAUGGAAUUCAUGCCACACCAGCCACAAAUCUAAAGAUGAGCGAGGCCAUGCGCAAUGCCCAGCACGAUCCUAGUCCAAAUCCAGUUAGCUCUAAGAUGAAAGCAUCCAAAUCGUAUACACACGGCUUGAGCAACUCUUCUGGGACGGUGAACAUUCCCACGUCCAAUUCGGCACAGAGUAAUCUCUCGCUGUUGGCCGAUAUUUCCCCAAAUCACACGCACUUCUUUGAGGUCAUGUAUGUGGGCAAGAUUCGCGUGUCCCAGAAACGCGUACCCAAUACCUUUAUCGAUGAUGCUUUGCCCAAAUUCAAAGCAUAUGAUGCCCAAAGGCUGCGACUUUUGCAGAACCGCAAAAUGUCGCUGAGCAGCGAAGGAGGUGUGGGCAUUGAGGCCAAGAAUGGAAGCAUAUUUAGGAGUCACGAGCUUAAAGAGGAGGAUGAGGAACAGGAGCAGCAAACGCAACAAAACCCACUGGAAGAAUCUCAAGCAAAGCCACAGGUUGAACUACAGCUGACAGGCGCCGAAGACGGAGCAUCUCCACGUCCUCUUGAGGAGAACAAGGAGAAUAAAUCGCCAGAGAAACGAACUCUGCUUCGCGGGCAAAGCCAAAUUGAGUUGGGCCACAAGGAACUCGGCGGCGCCGGUUCUGAGGAUAGCCAACAGGAAGUGCCGAAUGUCAUUGUAAACAAACAGCCAACGCCCCCAAGGGAACAGGGCGUGGCUGCGGCAUCAUCAUCGACUAACCCUAGUCAGCUGCAUCCCAAUUAUGCGCUCGAUAAUAUACCCAAGCAAAGGGAUCGUUCUGCCUCGCAGGGAUGCAUUCCGCCUUAUGCAGAACAGAAUCGCACUAUGGUCUUUUUGGUGGGUCGCUCCGAUCUCCGACUGAUCUCGCCGGAUCGCAAGCAAGUGCUGCUGUACAAGGACUUUAAGGAUGUGGCUAGCUGUGUGCAUGGCCAGAAAUCAUUGGAUCAUUUUGGUAUCAUUUGCCGUGAGCUUAACAAUGAGGGUUACAUUGGCUACGUAUUCAAAUGCCAAUCGGAGAAUGUGUGUGACGACAUUGUGGCAGCCAUUGCCCAGGCUUUCGAUACAUGCGCCGAGCAAAAGAAGAAGCAGGAAACACAGAUCUUUAGCUGCGAGCAUUGCCCCAUGCUCUGGUAUCACAAGCUUUGCAACGAUGUUGAGGGUUUGUCGGAGAAGAAAACUCAGGCCAUGAUCUUGCGUCGCAUUGAGACGCUCUCGGACGAAGAGCAGGACAUUGUGUGGGCCAAGUUUUGUGGAUCCGAGAAGACCAACUCGCCAGUGGCCGAGCAGAAUCAAUUCCUCAUGAUGCUGUUGCGUGCCCAUUGUGAGUCGCGUCAGCAGCGUCAUGUCCAUGACACGGCCGAGAAUCGUUCGGAGUUCCUCAACCAGUAUCUGGGCGGUAGCACCAUUUUUAUGAAGGCAAAACGUUCGCUCACCAAUUCGUUUGAUAAUCUCCUGAAACGAAAGCCAUCUAAAGAUGACAUUGCUGUGCCGCCGCAUAAUCUGCGUGAAAUACGAGAGGGAUCGGCGGAGCCUUUGGGUACUGCGUCACCGCCAGAGGGUUUCCGUUCCCGGUCAAACACGGUGGGAGCCAGUCCGAAUAACAAGCCCACAGCCGAGCAGCUAAAGAGUCCCAUGAUGGAUAUCUUCAUAAAGGUGGGCAAUAGUCCAAAGGAGGCCGAGACACAUCAGGGAUCCUGGCGUCAGGCCAUACUUAACAGUGUGGUAACACCAUCCAAAGGACUAGACAGCGAGGCACCCACUGAGUUUCUAUCACCAAUGCGUAAACCCGCCAAAAGGGGGAAACGUGAUGCGGCCGAGUUGAGAGAACUAUGGCGAACCGCCAUUCGUCAGACGAUCAUGCUGAAUCGCAUGGAAACGGAAAAUGCCAUGCUACAGGCUCGUCAGAAUGAGAAUGAAUUGAAACGCAUCAAACUGGACUACGAGGAGAUUGUUCCAUGCGACAAACAGCUAAUCGAACGAUGGGAGCAAAUCAUUGAACGCAAUUCCAUGCAAAUUGGCAAUAAGAAAGAUCCCAAAGUCUUGGCACAUGCCAUACGUACAGGGGUUCCGCGGUCUAAGCGUGGCGAUGUUUGGACCUUCCUGGCCGAGCAGCAUUCCAUGAACACGGCUCCGGUGGACACAAAACGUUUCCCCAACUUCAAUACGCCGUAUCACACGCUGCUAAAGCAUCUCACAGAACAUCAGCAUGCUAUAUUUAUAGAUCUGGGCAGAACAUUUCCCAAUCAUCAGUUUUAUAAAGAUCCAUUGGGUCUGGGUCAGUUGUCGCUAUUCAAUCUGUUAAAGGCCUACUCCAUACUUGAUCCAGAGCUGGGCUACUGUCAGGGUCUGGGAUUCAUCUGUGGUGUACUGCUGUUGCAUUGUGAUGAAGCCAAUGCCUUCCAAUUGCUUAAACAUCUGAUGUUCCGUCGCAACAUGCGGACUAAAUAUCUGCCAGAUAUGAAAAAGUUCCAAUUGCAGUUGUAUCAGCUCUCUCGUCUGGUUAAGGAUCAUUUGCCGGAUCUAUAUGUGUGGCUGGAUCAAAACGACGUGUCCCCCACUUUGUAUGCAGCUCCUUGGAUUCUUACUGUCUUCAGUUCUCAAUUCCCGUUGGGUUUUGUGGCCCGUGUUUUCGAUUUGCUUUUCCUCGAGUCCUCCGAUGUGAUCUUUAAGUUUGCCAUUGCUCUGCUGUCCGUGCACAAGCAACAGUUGUUGGCGAAGGAUAACUUUGAGGAGAUUAUGGAUUACCUGAAAACGGUGGUCCCCAAAAUGGAGGCAGGCUGCAUGGAGCAAAUCAUGAAGCUAGUCUUUACAAUGGACAUUGGCAAGCAGUUGGCUGAAUACAAUGUGGAGUAUAAUGUCCUGCAGGAGGAGAUUACUACCACCAAUCAUCACCUGGAAAUGCUGAAUAGAGAAAAGGCACAAAAUCAACACUUGGAACAGCAGUUGCAGUUUGCUCAAUCGUCGAUUGCUCAGUUGGAGACCACUCGGUCAUCUCAGCAAACACAAAUCUCAUCGUUGCAAUCGCAAGUACAAUCGCUGGAGCUGACUAUUCAAACUCUUGGCCGCUACAUUGGACAACUGGUAGAACAUAAUCCGGAUCUGGAAUUGCCUAGUGAAGUGAGACGCAUGCUACAGCAGCUGGAUGACCUAGAACGACAACGGCGAAAGCCCAUCUUUACCGAACGCAAGAUUGGCAAAUCAAUUUCAGUCAAUAGUCACUUGGGGUUUCCACUCAAGGUGCUCGAAGAGCUGACCGAAAGAGACGAACAUGGUUCGCCACAAAAAACGAAGAAGGAGAAGACACCUUUUUUUGAACAACUGCGCCAGCAGCAGCAACAACGUAUCAAUAACCUCAAUGGCCAUGCGACUGCAACAACAACAGCAACAACAAUUCUUAUGCCAGAGUCAACGGUGCCAUCGGUCUCACCUACUCCGUCAGCUCCAUCACGGCCCAAUCGUUUGCUAGACAAUGCCAGUGCUCGCACCGUAAUGCAAACCAAACUUGAUGAACUAAAGCUGCCCGAACAUGUCGACAAAUAUGUGGCUAAUAUCAAGAGCCCGCUGGAAGUGGACUCAGGUGUGGGCACACCCCUCAGUCCGCCCAGCACGGCUAGCAAUAGCAGUGGCGGAAGUAUAUUCAGUCGCAUGGGCUAUAAAACAACACCACCAGCUCUGUCACCGUUGGCUGUGCGCCAAGCCUAUGGCAGCAGUUCUAUAGCCAUCACCACGGCUCCAUCUGCAGCACCUCUCGAGCAAGUGCCGCCCACUAUGACAACAGCCACAAUGGCCCAUGGCCAGGAUGAGCAAGCCAUGCACCCGCUUAGUAUGGUGGGAGGCGAUGUCAAUGUCAGUUUCAAGGGCACAACACAGCUAAAGUCCUUAUCGAUACGUCCCGUGCAUCAGAUGCGAGCUAUAUCCCUGGGAGCUGUCUCCCAGAAUAGCACAGAGUCAAGUGUGGUUGUUGCACCUGUUCCUGUUGAAUUGGCACCGCCGCCGCCUGUAGCGACUGCAGCCACCGGUCGCAGCUAACGGUUCUGAUUUAUCAGUAAAUUUCUGCGUGGAUUCUAUUCCGGGCAAUCCUCUGAGCAUGCAUAAAGUUAUCGCUCGCUUAACGCCCCUAAUGCACAACUCCUCUGUUGCGGCUUAGAUACUUACUUACAACAUCAACAACUUAUAACAUACAAAAACAAAACAAAACAAACCUUUAAAACAUUUUGUUUACAAAUUGUGUCAAUGCGCGCACAAAAUGUUGCCAUAUAUCGCUCUGAAAAGUUACCCAAAUCGUUAUAAACUGAUCCUAAAUAAGAUAUAUCUAUUAUAUUUAUAUAGUCAAGUGAAAUGGAUAAAUGCUAUUGCAAUGUUUUUUAAAUUUGGCUACCAUAUAUAUAUAUAUAUAUAUAUACAUAUAUAUGUAUAUCAAAAUCAAAUGCUUAUAACCCUAGGCAGAUCCCCCUUAAAUACAAAUGAUACAACAACAAAAAUCUGACGCUUUAAUGAGUAUGAGUAGUUUGUUCUUAGUUUUCGAUUGUUUAAUGUUAAAUUAAUUUGUAAUGAAUU